This is a messenger RNA of Ahaetulla prasina, 3303 nucleotides long. It is a transcript of the gene PPP2R1A, whose product is annotated as protein phosphatase 2 scaffold subunit Aalpha. The coding region runs from base 19 to 1863 and encodes 614 amino acids. The record is from RefSeq and is a predicted model, not a curated record. Lineage: Eukaryota; Metazoa; Chordata; Lepidosauria; Squamata; Colubridae. Gene Ontology annotation, biological process: protein dephosphorylation. Gene Ontology annotation, cellular component: cytoplasm; protein phosphatase type 2A complex. Gene Ontology annotation, molecular function: protein phosphatase regulator activity; protein binding. The transcript has 15 exons.
GACAACCCUAGGGAACCAAUGGCCUCUCACCCGCCCCUGCAAGGCAACAGCGAGAACCCCGCGCAGUCUUCAGAAGAGAAGCCGGGAGCUAAGAUGGCGGCCGCCGACGGAGAUGACUCCCUUUAUCCUAUCGCUGUGUUGAUCGAUGAGCUGCGGAACGAGGACGUUCAGCUUCGUCUGAAUAGCAUCAAGAAACUCUCUACCAUUGCGCUGGCCCUGGGCGUUGAGAGGACGCGCAGCGAACUCUUGCCUUUUCUCACAGACACUAUUUAUGAUGAGGAUGAAGUGUUGCUUGCCCUGGCAGAACAGCUGGGAACAUUUACAGCUUUGGUCGGGGGUCCAGAAUAUGUCCACUGCUUGUUGCCCCCACUCGAAAGCCUUGCUACGGUCGAGGAGACAGUGGUGCGGGACAAGGCCGUGGAAUCCUUGAGGGCAACCUCCAAUGAACAUUCUCCAGCUGACCUUGAAGCUCACUUUGUGCCCCUGGUGAAGCGCCUGGCGGGGGGUGACUGGUUCACCUCUCGCACCUCUGCUUGUGGCCUCUUCAGCGUCUGUUAUCCCCGAGUUUCCAGUUCAGUUAAAGCUGACCUCCGCCAAUAUUUUAGAAACUUGUGUUCAGAUGAUACUCCAAUGGUGAGGCGAGCCGCAGCCUCCAAACUGGGCGAAUUUGCCAAGGUCUUGGAACUGGAAUAUGUCAAAAGCGAGAUCAUUCCCAUGUUUUCGAACCUGGCGUCUGACGAGCAGGACUCUGUGCGCUUGUUGGCUGUGGAGGCCUGUGUUAAUAUUGCUCAGCUCCUGCUUCAGGAGGACUUGGAGUCCCUGGUGAUGCCGACGUUACGACAAGCAGCCGAGGACAAGUCUUGGCGAGUCCGUUACAUGGUGGCUGAGAAGUUCACGGAGCUCCAAAAAGCUGUUGGGCCAGAAAUCACAAAAACUGACUUGGUCCCGGCCUUCCAGAAUCUCAUGAAAGACUGUGAAGCCGAAGUGCGAGCGGCAGCCUCCAGCAAAGUCAAAGAAUUCUGUGAGAAUUUGUCUCCCGAUUGUCGUGAAAAUAUCAUCAUGACUCAGAUUUUGCCCUGUAUCAAGGAACUAGUAUCAGAUGCCAAUCAGCACGUGAAAUCCGCUUUGGCGUCCGUGAUCAUGGGAUUGUCUCCUAUUCUGGGCAAGGACAAUACAAUUGAGCAUCUUUUGCCUCUCUUCCUGGCUCAGCUCAAAGAUGAGUGCCCCGAGGUCCGACUCAACAUAAUCUCCAACCUGGACUGUGUGAAUGAAGUGAUUGGCAUCCGGCAGUUAUCUCAGUCUCUGCUGCCAGCAAUUGUGGAGUUGGCAGAGGAUGCCAAGUGGCGUGUGCGGUUAGCUAUUAUUGAGUACAUGCCCCUGUUAGCUGGACAGCUGGGUGUGGAAUUCUUUGAUGAGAAGCUAAACUCCCUUUGCAUGGCCUGGCUAGUGGAUCAUGUUUAUGCCAUCCGAGAAGCAGCCACCAGCAACCUUAAGAAGCUUGUGGAGAAGUUUGGCAAGGACUGGGCCCAUGCCACAAUCAUCCCCAAGGUGCUGGCCAUGUCCAAUGACCCCAACUACCUUCACCGCAUGACUACGCUGUUCUGCAUCAAUGUGCUGUCAGAGGUCUGUGGGCAGGAAAUCACCACCAAGCACAUGCUUCCCACGGUAUUGCGGAUGGCCGGCGAUGCAGUAGCAAACGUUCGCUUCAACGUAGCCAAGUCACUUCAAAAAAUUGGACCAAUCUUGGAUAAUAGUACCCUUCAGAACGAAGUGAAGCCAGUGCUAGAGAAACUCACCCAGGACCCUGAUGUGGAUGUCAAAUACUUCGCCCAGGAGGCGCUGACUGUGUUGGCGUUAGCUUGAAUCCGGGACCUGGCUCUGUUGUCUCUCCAACUUGGAUGCUGUUGGGCCAACCAUUUUUUUUCUCCCUUUUCCCUGCAUGUGUAUGACCAGCCCACCCAUCUCCUAUUGGAUGUACAUGAUGGAAUUCGGCCAUGGCUGACUAUUGUCUUCUCGGGAGCCCCGCCUCCCUCUCCUCCUCCUCUUCCUCCUCUUAGCUGUGUGUUUUCGGAACCUUCUUGGGCAGCUGUGAUAUUUUCUCCCCUUCUCAUAAAUAGUCAGGUUCAACUUAACAGUUUUGUUCCCACCAUCCGGGGGCCGUACAGGUGACAUCCUCCUCCCCCCCCCCCCCGCUUCCCCUUAGUUCUGUGAAACUUACAAGAGAGACAGAGCAGGGGAAGGGAGGCAGAAUCUAUUCAUUGAGGCCUCCUGUCACUUCUGGGCCACAGUUUGCAUGGGAAUGCCACCGCCAUGCAGCGUAUUAACUCUGCAUGACGCACCCCUUAGUUGAGCUUUCUCCCAAUCCACGCUUGGCCUGGUCGGUCCCUUACCUUUUUCCAUCCCGAUGAUUAAAGCCGCCACCUUUUUCCCUCCUACUUGACGUUGGAAGUAUCAGUCAAAUGGAAACGUUUGCCUUCGCUCAAAAUCAAACCCAGCGGCGUCUUUGCCUCGGUUUUUUAGUUCCCGCGAAGGUAGAAGGGUAGUUGUUAAAUCCUUGAUUUAAAUCUCUCGGUUUAUCAGGCUUCGUAAUAUGGUGUUUCCCAGUUCCUCUGCAUGCUUCUCUCCUGUGCCUUUUCUGUUCACGAUACGUUUCCUUUCCCUGGCCUUUGCUGGAAGGAGGUAGCUAUUUGGCGCAUGAGAUGUGUCUGUGUGUGUAUGAGAGAGAGAGUGAGAGAGAGGGAGACAGGCAGACAGAAAGAUAAAAAGCUGUGGAGCCAUUGACAUGGGCUAAAGAGUAGAAAACCCAAGUCGCUUUGGCUCAUCACAGUGGGAUGCUACCUCCAGGCUAAAUGUUGUCCCAUAUUCCCACUGAACUUCCAAACGGGAACCGUUCCCAAAUUUGGGUGGGUCCAAAACGUAAAGAUGCUCUUUGAUGAAAGAGACAUCCGUUGGCGGGAGAAAAGGGGACAAUUGGACGGUUUUCUCCAGUUCUGAUUUCUGUACUGUAGAAGUUCCUCCUCCCUUCCAGCUUUGCCUUAAGUGAUGUCCCAAGCUUUUCUUCUUCGGCACCUUUUAAGUUCCUUGCUGGUUGUCUCUCUAACCCUGGCACUGGACAUGUGAAAGAAGUUGUGUAUUCUAACCACUCAUCCCCUAACACAGAGACACAAACACACUGUCUCUCUCUCUCGCUCCCGUUAGCGGAACGUCAUUUUAAAAAUGUCAGGAUUUUUGUGCGUGUGUAUGUACACUUGUUUUAUUUUAUUUUUUCCUCCUCUCUCCGAUUAAUAAAACGCUCAAUCGUUA